Messenger RNA from Striga hermonthica, 375 nucleotides. NCBI's taxonomy places the organism in Eukaryota, Viridiplantae, Streptophyta, Magnoliopsida, Lamiales, Orobanchaceae. The record is from the annotation of a GenBank genome assembly.
AUGCUACUCUAUGGAGUUAAUCCCAUAAGGUGCUCGAUCAUAUGCUCCAAAGACAAACCACUAGCCAGAAAUCCACCCACGUUAAUCACCGCCGCCCAAUCUCUAGCCGCCGCCGCCUUAUCAUCCGCGGCGGCCCUGGUGCUCUCCGCCGGAUCCAUCGAGGUGUCGGCCCCGGCGCCGCCGGACGAGACCCUGUCCAACAUACCGCAAACGCUCGACAGCGUCUGCACGCCCGAACGCGGCUGCAUGAAGAGGUACAAAAUCCAAAGGCCGAGAUCGAGGAAGGCCGAGGCCUGCACCGGAAAAUGCGUCACCACCUGCAUUCAGGGCGGCUACGGUUCCCCCGGCGAGGGCCCCUUCAAUAUUAGGAGGUAA